Molecule: messenger RNA, 1660 nt
Organism: Cylicocyclus nassatus
Lineage: Eukaryota; Metazoa; Nematoda; Chromadorea; Rhabditida; Strongylidae
Source: the annotation of a GenBank genome assembly
AUGGAGAGGAGGUAUCAGCGGAAGAUUGCCGUCGAGAACACAGAUGCUCUCAAUCCAUUGUCGGCAGUACAACAAGGAAGGAUAGCGAACGCAAGAGAUACUUCGCACUCAGAAGAUCGCAAACGGAGGCCUUCGGAACAGAGGACAACGGACCGACUGAAUCUCAAGAGGUUUCAACCUCAAACAAUGUCCGUUGAUCGCUUUGUACCUGCUCCGUUACCUCGAUGGGAAAGGCUGCUCUGUUGGGCUGUUUGGAUUUUUCACUCAGCAGCCGCAUUCUACAUAGCAUUCAGAGUCAGUCGAGGUCAUCUACGGCCUUGGAUUCAAAAUUGGCUCACAGAAAGCAGCUAUUUGUCCGGGUAUGAAGUCGAUCUCUCAGACAAUGAGUGGGAACAUUUUCGUAAUACUGUGUCACAUAUGAUUCUAGACUACAGCUUACACAGUAUAAUGUACUUUUUGGUAAUCCGAUUUGUAGAAACAAAAUGGACAAAAAUAAUUUUGAUUUCUGGAGCCCUUCUCCUGCAAGUACAUCUAACAAGCCUCACCUGUGUGUCUAUACUUUUCGCCUUCGCAGUUAUAGUGACCAGUCUAUCCAUCGUCACUCGUAACAUAGCCGUGCCAUGGAUACUGUGCAUUUCAUUUGUGCUGAAAGCUAGCGACUAUUUGCCGUUUACCAUGGACGGUCAUAUUUACUACUGUGAAUUUAAUGUUUAUCUAUAUGGAGCUAUAAAGAUACUAAACUUCUCCUUGUACAUGUGCCAAAAUAAGGACAAAAAAUACAAGGAUAUAUGGCAAGAUCACCUCCUCUACUUGACCUAUCUUCCUUAUUCAAUGACUCUAAUAGUUCUGUUUGAUGAUUUCCUCAUGCAGCUGCAAAGACGACUGGCUUCUCCUGACAGCUAUAAUAACCUAGUGAAUCUCAGGUGGACUGCCUACUUCGGAGCUCGCCUUAUUUUCUGGUUUUUCGUGCUCGAGUUCAUUCUACAUUUCAUUUAUGUACAUUCAAUCUUCAGCUCGCCAUUCGCUGUGAUUCAUCGCUUGGGUCCAUAUGAAACUUGUGCCGUUGCCUACGUUAUUGGUCAACUAUUUCACUUGAAAUAUGUCGUUCUAUUUGGUACUCCAGCAUUUUUCGCAUACCUUGAUGGCAUGCUACCGCCACCACCUCCCAUCUGUAUCUCCCGGGUAUCUCGCUACUCCCGAAUGUGGCGCCAUUUCGAUGUCGGACUGUACCGCUUCUUGAGAGAUCAGGUCUACAUACCACUACUCAGACCAAAGCUUCCCACAACGUUAGCUAUUCUUAGAGAACUCACUACAUUUGCUGGGUGUCCCUAUCAGCCCUAGAACUUAUAAUGGAAAAAAUUGGCAGAUAUAUCUGGCGCACCAGUUCUUUCCAAAAUUUGCGAAAUGCAGUCGGAGACCUGAAUACUAGGAGAAUAAUUGCUGUGGCGAUGAUAAUCACUGUCAUUCCAGGCAUAUUUGGUGUAUUCUUUUUCCUAGGAGUGGAAGGUGUAGGAUCAACAAUAUUCAAUAAACUUAUAAUCCAUGGUUUGAGUGACAUUUUUUCUCUCAACAUAUAUCCAUCCGACAUCGGCUUCACCAUGGUCCAUAUGAUUAUUCUUGGAUACUUCUUCAACAACGUGUGUCUGGAACUCGACGCCCC